AUGUCUGCUGUCUCGAAUGCUCAGGCUAGCAAACCCUUCCUCUCGGCAGCGGACGACCUGAUCACUCGUCUCUUACUCGACUACUCGAUCUUCGGAGAGGACCGCCUCGGGAGGGCGACGGGCAAGAUUGAGGACCGUCGCGAGUUGAGGAUGAACGACGGAGAGGUCGAAACGGCGCGGCAGCUCGUGCAGCGGAUACGCCAGGGCACCAUCACUGUCAACGACGCGCUCGAGGAGUUCCUCGCUCUUUCCCCCGUCCGCUCGUUCUGUUCUCGCUGGGAAGAGGACGACGGCCCCUUGAUCUUUGCCAAUCACGCCAAACGCUACAUCCUUGCCCUACGACCCGAAUCGGGAAUCGCCUUCCACGAGACGGACCGGUACAAGAACCCCCGAAACGGUCCGCGGGGGAAGAAGCGCGCCUCUCUUCCCGCCACGACCUCGCGGCGAGACCCCGAGACGUUCAUCGAAGUCGGCGUCUUUGCCACUCGGAACUUCAAGAAGGGCGAGGUCGUCAACCUGCGUGGAGGAAUCGCCGACUUGACGGAGGAGGAGGACGACGAGAUGCGCGAUUCGGGGGGCAGGCGCGACUUUUCGGUCCUAUGGAGCGAGCGCAAGAAUUGCUUUUGCCUCCUGCUCGGACCGGCGCGCUUCGUCAAUCACGACUGCCGCAACAACGUCGAGUUCCAGCUCGUUGGCGCGAACAUGACCUUCAAGGUCCUCGAGGACAUCAAAAAGGACGAGGAGAUCUUCACACACUACGGCGAGCACUACUUCGAGAAGGACAACGCCGCCUGCCUUUGCGCGACCUGCGAGCAGCUCGAGCAAGGCGCAUUCACCUCUACGAAGAAGAAGGCGGCCGCACCAAUCGCUCCGAGGGCGGCGGCGCCGCCUACUCCUCCUACUGCACCCUCUCGCCGAUCCGGCCGCGCCGCGACUGUCGCCGCACCUAAUUACUCGGAGGACGACCCACCUUCAGGCUCGGGUCACAACGUCUUAGCGAAGCGAAGUCUCCGCGACCGCGGUCUGGCUCGCUCCUCUUCGCUCUCCUCGCUGUCCAAAGCCACUCCGACAGCUUCGCCUCGCAGCGUUCGCCCUCCCUCGUCUCGCGUCGUACCCGUUCGGAACGCCCCUUCUCCCGCCGAAGCAUUGCGCGGCAAGCCCCGCGCGGUCAUCCAGCCCAAACUCCCUCCUCCUCCCGGUUACGCCUCCGACUACGUCUGGGACUGGCGUAACCGCGUCGCUCGCUACGUCGGUCCGAGCUACAGUAAAGCGGACGUCCCUGCACUCAAGCGCAAAGGCCUUUCGCGCUCGGCUUCGGCUCCAUCGUCCCUCUCCGCACUCGGCAAGCGGCGACGCGAAGCGACCGACUCGCCUGCGCCGUCGCCGAAGGGCAAGAGCCGACUGCGCGACGAUGAGGACAGUCCGAGGCCGAAGCGCCAGCGGUCUUUGCUUGUCAAGCUGAAGCAGGUCCGGCUCGGCGAGCGCUCCUCGACGCGCAUCGCAGGCGGAUCAAUUUCAGCGCGCGAGCGGACGUUCGCCAAGUUGCAGAAGGCGCUGGGCAAGAGCGAGGGCGACGAGGACUCGGAUUUGAGCGACCCUCUGACAGAUGUCGAGGAGUCGGAAGGCGAGAAGACGGACGAGGAAGACGAUGCUGUCCAGGAACAGCUCCUCUCGCCCGCGAACGGUGCAGCCGUCCGACACGAGUCCGUGGCGAGCUCGACAGCUCCCAGCGACGGCUCGAGCGUGCCUUCCGUACUGCCCGAGGCGUCUUCCUCCGCCGACACGCCUGCUACCACCGCCUCUUCCGCCAUCUCGCUUACUCUCGAUGCGUCCGCCAUCGCCGCUCCUCGCCCAGAGUCCGUCGAAGCAGGCAUCACGACCUCAACUCCCGCCGAAGAGCUCCUCUCGCCUCCCUUGCCCGGUCUUUCCGAUGCCGACGAGGAAGACGACCGCAUCGUCCUUUGCCCCGUUCCUUCCCCGCCCAAGGCAAACGCCGCCGAUCGCCCUCGCCUGCCUCUCGCAUCUCCCUCGCAAGGGUUCUACACCUCCGCCGCCAGCACCUCCUCGAACGGGGCAUCGUCGACCUCGGCGGGGCCGGAUUUUCGGUACGGCCGUACGCCCGCGGACGGAGGCGGUAGAGGGGCGGACCCUGCUGGACCCUCGCUUCCGGCGGACAAGAUGGAAGUUGACGAGAUCGAGGAAGAGCAGGACGAGGCGAAACCUUUGACCGCCGCGUCGGGAAAAGGAAAAGCGGCCGCACCUACUGGCGAGGUGUUGGCCGCGAACAGCCCUUACCAUGCGCCAGUUGCUGCGGCAGCACUGCCCGAGACGACCGAGGACCCGGCCGAUGUGGCAGCUGCGCUGCUUCUCCUCGCCGCACUGCCUUGCGGGCCUAGCGCGCUCGCUCCGCUUUCAACAGGGUCCACGCCACCUCAGAUGGAGACCGCGUCGGAUGCGAGCGCGUCGUCCAGCAAUGCUGGCGCUUCGACUUCGCGAAUGCGACUUGACGAUCCGCCAGCGACGAAGCGGAAGAAGCGGGAGUCCGAGGAGGCGAAGCCUGCCAUCCAUCCCUCGCUCAACCCUCGCUCGACACGACGACACUCCAAGCUACCCGAACAGGAACCUGUUGCGCCCAGUUCGCCCCCUGCUGCCGUCCGUCGCGCGAAGCGCAGCGAUGCGACCAGUCAGACGGUAGAAGGACCUUCGGCGUCGACUCCAACGUCGCGGCGGACUCGUUCGCAGCCCCUGCCAGGAAAGCUCGAGGACGUGCUGUCGGCGCCGGAAACGCUCGCUGCAACCGGUGGUUUCGACUGGGCGAAAGGCCGAUACAUCUCGAAGCACGAAGCGCUGCGCAACCCGUCGGCCAAUCCUGGACCCCCUCCUCGGUCGACUCGAACACCGUCGCCUUCUCCACCGCCGCAGCGCAAGACGUCCUCUCGUCAAGCUGCCGCACCCGCAAGACCACGGUCAGCGGCACGCUCGACACCCGCGCCCGUCGUUGGUCCGCCGCGGCUCACCUCGCCCAUCGUCGCACCCGAUGGUGUCCGAGCGACUCGCAAGUCCUUCCCAAUGGAGGGAGUCAAGUUGGCCGAGAUCGUGUACUCGCGAGAGGCUCGUUUGGCGGCUGGAGGAUGGGACCCCUCGGUCGGCAAGUACGUUUCGGCGGCUGCAGGAGCGAACACGCCGGAGCCAGCCGAACCUGGAUCUUCGUACAGCGCCGCUCGCGCUCGUCAGCAAACGCCCACGCUCGCUCCCGCCCUUACCUCUUCCCAUGGCGAAUCACGCAUCCACUCGUCAGGUCGCCAGGUUGCACCACCUGAUGGCAAGCGGUCGACGCGCAAGUCUUUUCCGAUGGAAGGCGUCAAGCUCGCCGAUCUCGUUUACUCCGAAGACGCCCUUCGAGCUGCUGGCGGCGGAUGGGAUCCGGUGCUUGAAAAGUACGUUCGCACGACGUCGCGGCCAGGUGUGGUCGCCCCCGAAGCUUCGACGAGUCAAGCCCGCCUCCCCUCCGUCUCGCUGCCCUCCACCACCGACGGCAAGCGCUCGACGCGCGCCUCGCUUCCCCUCGCAGACGUCAAGGUAGCCGACCUCGUCCAUUCUCCUGCAGCCAGACACGCUCUCGGUGGAUGGGACCCCCUCACGAAGCGCUACACUCCGGCUGGCUCGCGGAAGACGGCAGCGGCGGAAUAG
This is a messenger RNA of Rhodotorula toruloides NP11, 3690 nucleotides long. Its product is annotated as histone-lysine N-methyltransferase SUV420H. The transcript has 8 exons. Gene Ontology annotation, molecular function: histone H4K20 methyltransferase activity; protein binding. Lineage: Eukaryota; Fungi; Basidiomycota; Microbotryomycetes; Sporidiobolales; Sporidiobolaceae. Gene Ontology annotation, cellular component: nucleus. The record is from RefSeq and is a predicted model, not a curated record. The coding region runs from base 1 to 3690 and encodes 1229 amino acids.